CCCACUCAAGCCUCACGAGAUUCGCCGAGCACUGUCACAACUUCUGGGAUAAAUAGAAGUAAGCAUUUCUUCACAGGCACUUAAUCGUCCAAGCUGUCUGGUUCACACUUGACCCAUCCACUCCGGAUCCUGAUUUUAUUUCGCGACUCAUGAAUGAGGAAUACUACUCUCAAUACUCUCAUUUAGAUGGGAUCGAGGAUGACAAUACCAAGCUCCUUGGUAGUGGUAUAACAAUCAGUCUUCCACCGAAAUCACGCUUCCUUCACCUGUGGCCUUGGCUAAGCCAUGGUGUACUGAUGUCCAUAACUCUGUGGUUCUUCAUACAAUGGGCACGGUCACCUUCGAUGGAUGACGUAGUUAUAUAUUCUCCAGCAAACGAGGCAAUUGAAUCCAUCGGCAUCAUAAAAUUCAACGGAUCUUUCAACUUUCCUUCCAUAUAUAGUGGCCCUCCAUCCCCAGAGCUCGACGCCAUUUGGGAUAGGGUAUCUCUUGAUGUGCGCCCACUCCGUAUGACACAUGAGCAACUGCUCAGAACGGGGGAGAAACCUUCUCCUGCCAUGGCUAGGUAUCCGGACGAAUACGGUGGAGGUUACGUAGCAACUGUAGAAGUCAUUCACCAGCUCCAUUGCCUAGACAUACUUCGCAAAGUCAGCUGGGGUAACGAGUACCAUGAGAAUGGGGGCAUGCAUAAAUCCCACGAACUCUCUCGUCGCCAUGUCGACCACUGCAUUGAGAUACUCAGGCAGUUCACUAUGUGUAGUGGUGAUGUUACCAUGAUAACUCAUGAUUGGAUCGAGGGAAGGACAACUCCGUUCGGUGAUUUCAAUGUUCCUCACAAAUGUAGAAACUUUGAGAAGAUCUUAGAUUGGAUCGACGAGCAUCGUGUUUUUAUCCCUCCAUCCAGUUGGGUCCGCUUGGAGGAUAACGUGGACCUGCCCUAUCCCCCUUGAUCGCAUUCUUGUUGUAUCCUCUCCAUAUGAUGGUGGA
Molecule: messenger RNA, 987 nt
Organism: Suillus fuscotomentosus
Lineage: Eukaryota; Fungi; Basidiomycota; Agaricomycetes; Boletales; Suillaceae
Exons: 5
Coding region: 150-950 (266 amino acids)
Biological process (GO): mycotoxin biosynthetic process
Source: RefSeq, a predicted model, not a curated record